Molecule: messenger RNA, 1588 nt
Organism: Ylistrum balloti
Lineage: Eukaryota; Metazoa; Mollusca; Bivalvia; Pectinida; Pectinidae
Product: sperm-associated antigen 6
Exons: 9
Coding region: 19-1545 (508 amino acids)
Biological process (GO): cilium movement
Cellular component (GO): microtubule cytoskeleton
Molecular function (GO): microtubule binding
Source: RefSeq, a predicted model, not a curated record
GAGCCGAACAGUUCCAAAAUGAGUCAACGACAAGUAUUACAAGUGUUUGAGCAAUACCAGAAGGCAAGGACACAAUUUGUCCAGACAGUAGCAGAGUUGGCAAGCAGACCACAGAACAUUGAAACACUUCAGAAUGCUGGUGUUAUGUCACUUCUGCGGCCACUUUUGUUGGACAUUGUACCAACCAUCCAACAGACUGCUGCUUUGGCACUAGGGCGUCUGGCAAACUACAAUGAUGACUUGGCAGAAGCUGUGGUUAAAGGCGAUAUUCUUCCCCAGCUUGUCUACUCCCUAGCUGAGCAAAAUAGAUUCUAUAAGAAGGCAGCUGCAUUUGUGCUGAGAGCCGUAGCUAAGCACUCUCCCCAAUUGGCUCAGUCUGUGGUAGAUUGUGGCGCGCUAGAUGCCCUUGUUAUCUGUCUGGAGGAAUUUGAUCCCGGUGUAAAGGAGGCUGCAGCCUGGGCAUUAGGUUAUAUAGCCAGGCAUAAUGCAGAGCUUGCCCAGGCUGUGGUUGAUGCUGGAGCAGUCCCAUUGCUGGUCCUCUGUAUACAGGAACCGGAAUUGUCCCUGAAACGCAUCGCUGCUUCUGCUCUCAGUGAUAUCUGCAAACAUUCUCCUGAGCUUGCCCAGACUGUUGUGGAUGCUGGAGCCAUAGCUCACUUAGCUCAAAUGAUUCUCAACCCAGAUGCUAAGCUGAAGAGACAAGUUUUCUCCGCUCUGAGUCAGAUCUCCAAACAUUCUGUUGAUUUGGCUGAGAUGGUUGUCGAGGCAGAAAUCUUCCCAGCUGUGCUCACCUGCUUGAAAGAUCCAGAUGAAUAUGUCAAGAAGAAUGUCGCCACCCUUAUCAGAGAAAUAGCAAAACACACUCCAGAGCUUGCCCAGUUGAUUGUGAAUGCUGGUGGAGUUGCUGCGGUGGUAGACUAUGUUGGAGAAUGCAGAGGUAACAUUAGACUACCUGGUAUCAUGAUGUUGGGAUAUGUAGCCGCUCACUCAGAAAAUCUAGCAAUGGCUGUUAUUGUUUCUAAGGGUGUUGUGCAAUUAGCUAUUGCUUUAUCAGAAGAAACAGAGGACCACAUUCAGGCAGCUGCUGCAUGGGCACUAGGACAGAUAGGUCGCCAUACUCCAGAACACUCUAAAGCAGUUGCUGUCGCUAAUGUCCUCCCCAAACUUCUCCAAUGUUACCUCCGCGCCGAAUCCUCUGAAGACUUACAGACAAAGAGUAAGAAAGCUCUAAAGAACAUUUUACAAAAAUGCGUACACUUAGCCGCCCUGGAACCACUCUUGCAUGAUGCCCCUCCCAACAUUCUCAAACAUGUUGUCGGACAGUUCAGCAAAGUUCUCCCACACGAUUCCAAAGCCAGACGAUUAUUUGUUACUAGUGGUGGCCUGAAGAAAAUUCAAGAAAUCAAAGCCGAACCAGGAUCAGCUCUCGCUGAAUACAACAACACGAUCAACAACUGUUACCCAGAAGAAAUUGUCAAAUAUUACUCCCCAGGAUACUCCGAUGCCUUGUUGGAAAGAGUGGAAAAUUUUGCACCCAAAUCUUAGACUGUUGGUUAUUGUCUAUUUACAUCUUUAUUAUCAUGUUAAU